AUGCCAGCUGCAGUCGAAGUCCAGAGUUCUGUGGUAUUUGAUGUCCGGCACCGGGAUCAAUUCAGUUCCAAACAGGAAAACGCCGUGGCCGUUGAAAUUCAGCAACCGGAUCACGAUGUCUCAUCGAAACAGAAGAUUGUACCAGGCUCCUUCAACAUUCCUCUCGGCGUCUUCCCGCCCUCGCCUUGGUCAUUCCUGGGCGCCCAUGUGGUCGCGUCCAAGCUGGUUGAGAGGCUGAAUAAAUCUUUGAGAGAAAGGGAUGCGCCGGCGAUAGAAGUCCUUUUCCACGAAAACAGUUACUGGCGCGACCACCUUUGCCUCACCUGGGACUUGCGCACACUGAAGGGACGUGACAAGAUUGCCCACUUCGUUACCAACAGUCCGGAGGGUGAGUCGAUCGAAACAGACGCCUCGACUCCGCUCCGAGCACCAAAGCACGGUCCAAUCGAUGGACUGUACAGCCAAGCUUCGGAUGUUUCAGCCAUCAAAGUUUUUGUGAAAGUAACCACCAAGGUUGGCGCCGGCCGAGGCGUCGCAAAGUUGGCCGAGGUCCAGGGUCAAUGGAAGUUCACCUUGUUCACCACCCUCGAUGAGUUGCACGGCCACGAGGAACUGCUGUACGAGCGUCGCCCGAACGGCGCCGAGCAUGGAGAACACGUUGGUCGACAGAACCGGCAAGAUAAGCGCCAGGGUGCCGUCGAAUUCCGAGCGCGAUCGCCUGCCGUGCUUAUCGUGGGCGCCGGUCAAAGCAGGCUCACAACAGCAGCGAGACUAAAGGCACUCAAUCUCGAUACUCUGGUCACCGAUCACGAAGAUCGUGUCGGAGACAGCUGGCGGCGAUGA
This is a messenger RNA of Exophiala aquamarina CBS 119918, 843 nucleotides long. RefSeq lists its product as uncharacterized. Bases 1 to 843 code for a protein of 280 amino acids. The transcript has 2 exons. NCBI's taxonomy places the organism in Eukaryota, Fungi, Ascomycota, Eurotiomycetes, Chaetothyriales, Herpotrichiellaceae. The record is from RefSeq and is a predicted model, not a curated record.